Molecule: messenger RNA, 1358 nt
Organism: Orbicella faveolata
Lineage: Eukaryota; Metazoa; Cnidaria; Anthozoa; Scleractinia; Merulinidae
Product: putative caffeoyl-CoA O-methyltransferase 2
Molecular function (GO): S-adenosylmethionine-dependent methyltransferase activity; O-methyltransferase activity
Source: RefSeq, a predicted model, not a curated record
GCCAAUAUAACUCAAAAUACCGUGACUGAGCUGCUUUUAAAUGCAAAUUUCAAGAUAAAAAUGUCACGUGAUGUUGUAACGCCGUAAUGCGACUCAUAAUUUCGCAGGCGCUGACAAGUUUGAAUUUAAAUCGUGUGAUACAUCUCAGAGAGAUGUCUUUUUUGAGCGAAAACAAGUUGUUUUUCGGAGCUGUGGGCAUUGCAGUAUCAUCCGCAGUAGCAGGAUUUGUAGCUGCUCGGGUUCUUGGGCGAAAGAGCGAUGAAGACUAUAAAGAGACAAAAAUGCACAUGGAAAUUAACAGCCCAGUCACAAAAUAUCUUAUGGAAUAUGGACUCCGAGAGCCUUCACCACUCAGGAAACUUAGAGAGGCAACCAUGAACCAUAAAUUGAAUCAUAUACUCUGCAGUGCUGAUGAAGCUCAGCUUAUGAGAUUGCUGUUGCAAUUGAUAAAAGCGAAAAAGACUAUAGAAAUAGGUGUUUAUACUGGCUACAAUACUCUGAGUAUGGCCAUGGCACUGCCCCCAGACGGUAAAGUUGUGGCAUGUGACAUAACAGAUGAGUAUAUGAACGACGUGCAAAGUCAGCGUUUCUUCAAAGAGGCAGGUGUUGAAUCGAAGAUAGAUUUAAGGCUGCAAUCGGCCACCGCCACUUUAGAUGAACUGUUGUCUGCAGGAGAAGCUGAGAGCUAUGACAUGGUUUUUAUUGAUGCUGAUAAGAAAUCCUAUGACGAUUACUACGAGAAAUCGUUGCAACUUGUUCGUAAAGGCGGGCUUAUAGUAGUUGACAAUGUAAGUGAUGAAACAAGCUGUUGGUUAUCACCAACAGAACUGGAAUUGCUUAAUUAUUUUGCUUGUCAAGCUAACUCGUUUCGGUACGAUAUUGCAGCUGAAGUUCAAAAUGUUCAGUUUGUUUCCUUUUUUUCUCCACAGGCAGGUGUUGAAUCGAAGAUAGAUUUAAGGCUGCAAUCGGCCACCGCCACUUUAGAUGAACUGUUGUCUGCAGGAGAAGCUGAGAGCUAUGACAUGGUUUUUAUUGAUGCUGAUAAGAAAUCCUAUGACGAUUACUACGAGAAAUCGUUGCAACUUGUUCGUAAAGGCGGGCUUAUAGUAGUUGACAAUGUUUUGUGGGGUAGCAAAGUUUGCGACCCUGAAAAAAGAGUUUCAGAUGAAGAAACCAGAUUUCUUCACACCUUAAACGUGAAGAUUCACGGAGACAGUCGUGUUGCAAUAAGUUUUCUUCCAUUUGCAGAUGGUGUUACUCUAGCGAUGAAGCUGUAAAUUACUGUUGUCAGUGUAAAAUACUGCUCCAUAACAGUAAACUCGAUGUCACUAAUAAAUUUGUCAACAGUUUUUUUUGUA